CCGGCAUGGGUUACUAUGGAUGCCCUUCUCUGUACACAGACUCAGGCCAUCCUGUCUUGCCCAGGCUUCCUGGUCCACAACUCCUUUCCCCACAGAGAAAAUAAAUCUGGGGAAGAAAUACAGUACCCUAGGGAAGCGCACGAGCGAGCAUGGCUCUUCUCUCGGCCAGCUUGCUGCUCUGGCUCUGCUUGCUUUAUCUCCCUCGCUGCUCUACUCCUCAAAUCAUAGGGGACAUGCCUGCUUCGUCUGGCCCGCCAGGGAAAUGCGGAGCCGAAAAAUUCCUCAAUAUUGAGACAGGCCAGUGUGCCUUGUGCGCCCAGAAGCAGGUGAAGAGCCCUGAUGGCUUGGGGUGCAUUUGCAUAGCUGGACUGAAUGGGACAAAUGAGCGACUGCACCCUCUUGACUGCCGCAGCUGUAGCAACCUGCCACCCAGCACCCUGUGGGAGUCCAUGUUCCUUGAUGCCAGUUUCCUGGCUUGCAACAACACCUGCAAUGUGACGGCCUGCCAAAUUCUCACCAACAUGGUCAUUUUGGAAGCAUUCUUUUUACAAAACAGGGCCUACGACCUCUACAGGAAGACCAAAAGCCAAGAACUUCCGAAGCUGUGGUAUGGUAGUCUUGGAGGAAUAUCCCCCCGGAUGGUUUUCGGAAAGACUUCUAAGAUUGACCUCAAGGUUAUAAAAUACAACGUGCACGGAAAGUUCUUAGGCUGGGAAGAUGUGAGACGAGCUACGCUGCAACUCUGCCCGAACAGACAGAGUGUACUGGAUGCUGCAUUUCUGUUUGGAACUUCAUACAAUGAGUCUUGCACCCUCGACGUCUCCGUCCUACUGCAGAGCGUCCCUGAACCCAUCUUUUAUGAGAUGUUCUUGCAAUUUGAGGAUGAGGAAGGAAACACCCGAUUGUGGCAGGUCCCCAUAGAGAAUCCUGCAAUACUUACAAAUAACCAAGCAUCUCUUUCUCAGAAGCUGCAAAGAUUUUUUCUUGUGGACGGACUGUCCGGCAGAAGAGAGAACCUGUCCAAUGCCCCAGCAACUGUUACUCUUGCAGCCGAGCUGCUCCUCAGUGUACACCUGCCAACCGGGACUCCUGGAGACAAUCCCCCUUUCCUACUGACAGUGAAAUACGCAAAGCGGAGCAGUGCUGAAGUCGCCCAGGUGUCGUUUUCAGUCUCUUAUAUUCAGGAUCCUGGAACCGCUCAGCAAGCUACAGAUAUUGCUUUUGGAGCUCUGGGAUUCCUUGCAGUCCUUUAUGCUUUGCUGGAGACCAGCACUUGGGCCCGGCGAUCUCGACUUCCGAACAUAAACUUUAUGAUCAUCGUGAAAUUCUUUGCCUACUUCAGUGGAUCUCUGGCAAAUGUCUUUUUCAUGGUCAGCCUGGGAAUUGGCAUUUAUUGGCUCAUAGUUUUCAAGGGUCAACAGUUUUCUGCAGUUGAGGUGAUGCUGCCUGCUGGUGGUAGCCGAAUAGAAACCAACUUCAUCAUCUACUUGCUGUGUGCUCUUGCAUUAAAGACCUUGGACCUCAUACAUAUCCUGAUAACCCAGUUAACGGUCUCCAUCUUCCUGAUAGACUGGGAGAAGCCAAAGGACAAACAAGUGUUUAAAGCGUCUAUGGGAGAUCAGAGGGCUACUUCCUCUGUGAGCGCCUGGAGAACUUUUCUGAUCGCUAAUGAGUGGAAUGAGAUCCAGACCCACAGGAAAGUGAACGCUUCGCUCCAGUUGUUUGCUGUCUUGCUGCUCCUGGAGGUGGUGGGACUGAAGAACCUCACAUCGAGAGAUCUGAAUGUGAAUCUGCACCUAGGACCAAAUGUCUACCAUGCUCCAUGGAGCCCAAUUCUUCGCUUUGGGAUUGCUGCUUCUGUUUGGCUGGCAGUGGGGAUUGUACAGGUGGUGUUUUCUGUCGGGUUAUACGAGCGGUUUGUAGAGGACAAGAUUCACCAGUUCAUUGAUCUUUGUUCAUUGAGCAAUGUGUCAGUGUUCAUCUUGACGCACAGGUGCUAUGGUUUCUACAUCCAUGGAAGAAGUGUCCAUGGACACGCCGAUGUGGGCAUGGACACCAUGCACUCCUAUCUCAGGAAGGAAGAGGAGAAUCUCUGUGCUCUUAGAGGCUUGGAGGCCUACUCGGACGUGCAAACAUUUGAAGUGCUUCUUACUGAUAGGACUCAGGAGUUCUAUGACAGAAUAACCUUAUCUUUAAUGGAGUUUCCAAGAGGAACCCAUGUGCAGUCUGACCUUCACAAACAGAGACUCAGAAGCUACUAUGCCUUGAACCGCUUCCUGAUAUCUUUUUUGGAACAUAGGUACAGAGAUAUGGACUACGUGGUGAAGGACAAGUUUUUCCUGGAGCGGAUUCUGAACAUGGAAUUCCAAGAGCCAGGGGACAUCUCUGUUCUCUAUAAUGAUGGCAGUGCACUAUUUGGCAGAACCCUUUUCUACAACCAUGAGCUUGUGCUGCUCCUCUUUGAAACCCUUAUCUUCUCUGCUGUGGACUUGGCGGCACAGGAUUUUGUCUUGGCAACAAUUAUCACCUUUGUUGUGCAAAAGCUUUUGCAGAUGCUUCGAAACACCCUUGGAAGGAGGAACCUGGCUGAGAAAACCUUGGUGGAGAAGCAAUUCCUAAUCUAGAAUUGGGCAACAAGUGGUUGCCUGUGAAUCUAUAGGUUCCUGCUGUGGAAUUGCUGCUACUUACUGAAGAAAUUGUGAAGAACCUUGAAUCUGUUCAGCACUAGAACUGUGGUUUGCACAUCUUUUAUCUGAACUAGAAUUCUGCCCUGUAUAUCUGUUCUUCCUGCCGAGAUCCAUCGUCAGAGCAUGUGAAGUAACAUGAGUGCCUCUGAGCAAUGGCUGUGCGUCUUUCCCAAAGCAGCGAUAAAGGGCAACAGCAAGUCUUCAUUAGGGAUGGGGGAGAAAUUCUAUUCAGUUUGCAUUUAAAGCUUAAUCUAUCAAAUUUGCACUUUCCGAAACAAUAUGAGAACUAAAACACGGCCAUCCUUCGAAAUUCACACAUCUGAAUUUUGCAGUGCAGUUCUCCACCAAAAAGUGUUUACAGAAAUGCAUUAUAUUAGGGGGAAAUGUGCAUAAAGUGAAUAUAUUAGUGAAAAUAACAUACAAAAAUGCAUUAUAUUAGAAGAAAUUGCUAGAAAAAAUAUGUACAUCAGUCAAAGCUACAUACAAACAAACAUGUGUUUAUUAGAGCAAAUUCAGACCAACAUGCCGAAGAAUUUUCAUGAGGAUUAAAAAAACAAUCCAGAAAUCACUGCAGAAAUGUGGAGAACUGAAUUUCAGAUUGAAAAAUGAGACACAGAGGAACAGAAGAACCAUCCCUGGGGUGGAUGCUCUCCAGUCCAUUUGCUCCGUGGUCAGUUGCUGAAGUAGAAGAUAACAUUGGACUCACAGGCCAGAUCUGGCCCCCAAUAGUUUGUGGCCCCCAACCCCCCAACAUGUCAUAAAAAAUCAAUUGCUCCUGUGCCCCCCAUGAUGCCAUGACAUCAAAAUACUUUUUCUAGCCCUCCUCUUUUUCCCCAUUUUUAAAAUCUUAAUUUUUUAAAAAAAUAAUAACUGCUCCAUACUGUGAUGCCAAAAGGAUUUUGUCACCCUCUAAUUCCCCUGUGUCAUUAAAAAAAAGUCAUUUCUUCAUUUUACUGACCAGUUCUGUGGGUCCUUGCUGUGAUUUGUAUAAAGCCAAAAGGUUUUU
Molecule: messenger RNA, 3693 nt
Organism: Rhineura floridana
Lineage: Eukaryota; Metazoa; Chordata; Lepidosauria; Squamata; Rhineuridae
Product: meckelin-like
Exons: 24
Coding region: 150-2624 (824 amino acids)
Biological process (GO): cilium assembly
Cellular component (GO): MKS complex; ciliary transition zone
Source: RefSeq, a predicted model, not a curated record